AUGCUAAAUAGAAAACACUUAGUGCCAGAGGUACAAGAAAACACAGACAUUGACGCUUCAGAUGACUCCAUCAGCCCCGUAGAUGCGUGCCUGGACAGACUGGAGACUCUUCGCAGUGAAAUAUCGCAUCCAAGCACAAACACAGAUGCUCCCUCCAUUGAGCUACAACUGGAAUCUCUGUUCUCUGGGAGUAGCAGAAGAGUUGUCACAGAAAUGGAGAGAAUAGCCAUCAUUCUCUGCAGAAUAGCACAUAGAAUAAUUCGAUCUGACUCUCUAUCAGAGACCGACUACUCCAUACUUCUCCAGAUAUUUGAGCUCGGAUUGUUCCUCGGUCAGUUCAAAGACAGAUGGCUCUCCCAUCUAGACUCAUCGCAGGCUCUCUCUGAGAACAAAUGGGAGCCCGUUAAAGACUAUGCAGCACCCAGCCAAUUAUUCCCUCCCGCUAGAGAGCUAGUGUCUUUGGCGCAGGAGUACAUCCUAAGACAAAACAUCCUCACAGGCAACAGAUGCGAUCUAUGCGCAUAUGCACUAGCGAAUAUAAACGGUAUAUACGCCCCAAGUGUUUCCCUUCUGAUGAAACAGCAGAUAAGACCCAGUGCAUCAAAUGAUAAAACAGAAUUAGAUUCAGAGCAGCUUGACGGCCUUGAAAAUACAGAAGAGCCUGCACUCCCGCUGAACUACUUCUACUUCCUGCUCUAUGCCCUCUCGAAAUCUUCCGCUGAAAAGGCGAAAAUUUUUACCCACUGGGUUCAAGAGUCUCCCGGAGAGCUGGAGGGAGAUAUUUUCUACCUUCCAAAUAUAGACGAGAAAAAAUACUUUGCAGCAGAAAUUCGAAAAAUAAGAGACACUGAUGCAGCGAUAGAGAUAGUUAGAGCGAGCAGUUCGCACUUUCUCUUCUAUCACGCACAGGCAAUCAUUCAGGCUCAUCGAAGAAACAAAAUAACCACGAAGGCGCUGAGUGAAAUAGUUGUAAGCACGUAUCACAAGGAGAAUGUGGAGCACACAGUUCAAAUUUUGCAAAAUAUUUCCAAAUACAACCCGGUGGCAUCUGAGUCUCUUACCAAGUCUCUGAUAAUCAUGGGCGAAGCCGUUGAGCUGGCUGAAUACUUCUUCAAGACAGCAUUCAUCAUAGAUAGAGACUAUGCUGAGUCAUGCCUAUUGUGCAUUGGCAGAAUAUCAUGCAUUCCCAGGGGCACACUUAAUCUGCUGUGUGGAAGUGAUUAUUUCGGUGUACUGUGCGCUGAAAAGGGGACAUUCACGCAGGUUGUAAAGACAGUAGUUGAAAUGCACUGCAAGGAGACAGGCGAAGUGCAGGGGAAUGAAACAGUCACUAGGUCUCCGUGGAAUAUCAGGCUGUUCUGCAGGAGAGCCAUUCAGGCACAGAAUAUUUCACUAGAAUCCCUUGAAAGAGGCUUGAUCCUUAUGAUGUACUUCCCAAGCGAGUCCAACACGGUAAAACAGACAACAUGGGACAUGAUAGAAAGCAAAGGCAUGCAGUCUGUGGUAAAAGCUGUGGAAGGAGCACUAGCCGCUCUAUCACUAACUAAAUCGCCGUAUGCUCCAUCUAAUGAAGGCGCCCCAGAGAGAUCAGAGAGAAUAGAGCACAUUCUGGACAUACUAAACCACUACCGAGAAAUACCAGCCGUGCAAAAGCAGCUAUUAAGAAUAUCCAAGCGCACAGGAUUGCUUCCUGUUUUGGCAAAGUAUGAUCCUGAUCUGUUCAGCAUUAAGUGCAUCCGAAGAGAGAUAGAUAGGCUAAAGUCUGAUAUAAAGGGCCUGCACGAGUUUCUCAUGCAGCUGAAGACACGGGACGAGCUUCGGUACGACUCCUUCUGGUUUGCGCAAGCAAGAAAAAACAUUUCAUUGGGGAGCACCAUCAGAUCACUGAACUCGGUUAUGCUGCAGGAUGAUAUGCUGUAUCUUCUGAACAACGAAGAAGACAUCGUAUACUUACUGCGACUGGUCACACGCAGGCCCAUUCCAGACACUCUACUGGCAUCUUCAUUAGUGGAGAAGCUGGACGGAGAAACGGAAAACGAAGAAGGGCUGAUUCUCGGAGAGAACUCACUGAUAAGUGCGAGUGUGCCAAACAAGCCGCUGACUGUCUAUGCCAUCCUCAUACAAAAGGAGUUUACAGGAAGACAGAGCAUCAUACGAGCCAUUUCAUCUGACUCAGAGAUAGAAGUGUUUAUUCGCGAUGGAAUACUGCUAUUCAGAUGGCAGGGAGCAUCAAAAGAGAAGAAGGAUGCUAUUGAAGAAAGAGAGUGCAGGAUAAACUAUGCAUUCAGCAGCAGUUCACUGAACAACGAAGAAUCAGGUAAACUGAGCCAAAAUAGAGACAGCCAGAAGAGCGAAAAAAGAAGCGGAAGAGGAUGGAAUGUUUCUAUCGCUGUGUCAGUGGGGAGCAAAGAGUGCCAGAUAAAAAUAGAAGAUUUUUCAGUUUCUAUGCCAUACGGCCUGAAAGCAUCUAGCGUAGUUAUUGGAGAAGAGUUCAAGGGCGUUCUUAAGAGAGCUCUUAUUCUCGAGGAAGGAUACAAAAAGGGCAGACUCUCUAGCAGGCCAAGCGAAGAGUACUACAUAGACAAUUUAGUUGCUAUUGAAAAGUCUUGCCAGUAUUAUGGAAAGUUCGGUCUGCUAAUAGACUCAACUGUUCCGUACACCAUACACGGUCUCUCAAAGGUAAGGAUGGUGAAUGUUUUUAAAAGCGCAGGCAGCCAGUGGAGAAAGAGCGAAAGACUGUGUAGAUACAUAGCAAAGCUCUCAUCAAAGCACUACCAGAUAGAAGAAGCACUGCACAGCCACAUACUGCCAUCUGAGCCCCUGCCUGAUUAUUUGAUAAGGUGA
Nematocida minor is the source of this 2844-nucleotide messenger RNA. RefSeq lists its product as uncharacterized. NCBI's taxonomy places the organism in Eukaryota, Fungi, Microsporidia. The transcript has a single exon. The record is from RefSeq and is a predicted model, not a curated record. The coding region runs from base 1 to 2844 and encodes 947 amino acids.